Molecule: messenger RNA, 7804 nt
Organism: Salvelinus namaycush (lake trout)
Lineage: Eukaryota; Metazoa; Chordata; Actinopteri; Salmoniformes; Salmonidae
Gene: znf609a
Product: zinc finger protein 609a
Exons: 8
Coding region: 1-3762 (1253 amino acids)
Biological process (GO): regulation of transcription by RNA polymerase II
Cellular component (GO): nucleus
Source: RefSeq, a predicted model, not a curated record
AUGGUACCCCCGGUAGCAGGGGUCACAGUGCCUGGGGGCCUCCGAGGACCUGCAGACUUGACCCGCCGUGGGGUAGGGGGGCCUCAAGGGUGCAAGGGAGGAGGAUUACGGGAGCCAUGCCCACCCAUUAAUGAAAGGGCGUCCACUGGGGUAAAGAUUAUUAAACUGGUGACCCAGUCAGGAGAGGCCCCCGGACCCCCAGGCUCCCUCUGGGAGCUUUGCGCCAGCCAGCCCUUCCCCCACCGCAACCCCGCCCUUAUCUCGUCAGUGAGGAAUAAACUCGUAAUCUGUCGGCCUAAACCCCAGCAGCCCUCGAAGCUCAACAUGCGGAAGUACAGAGAUCACUUUGUUUACGUCUUUGCUUUGUGUAUGCUGGUGGUAAACGUGACCUGGAGAAACAAGACCUAUGUGGGAACCCUCCUUGACUGCACAAGGCACGACUGGGCCCCGCCAAGGUUCUGUGAGUCCCCCACCAGCGACUUGGAGAUGAGGAACGGCCGGGGCCGGGGGAAGAGGAUGAGGCCUAACGGCAACACGCCUGUCAACGAGAACAGCAACUCCUCAGACAACAAGGGCAGUGGCACCAGCAAGACGCGCGCCGCCAAUAACAGCAGCAAGAGCCGGCGGGGCAGCCAGACGUCGUCGGAGCGCCGCACACCGCCCAACAGCAACACGGAGGAUGUCAAGGCCAGCUCGUCGUCGGCCAACAAGCGCAAGAACAAGCCCGCCUCGGACAUGGAGCCAAACUCCAGCUCUGAGGACACCAAGGGCAGCAAGCGCAUGCGCACCAACUCCAACAGCGGCCCCAGAGGAAUGCCCCACCUGCCCCACAUCGUCCUCCCCAGCAUUCCCACCAUUAAGGCAGAGCCCCUUCCCCCGCCACAACUCGACCGAAACUGCCCUUCGCCGGUGCUCAUCGACUGCCCGCACCCCAACUGCAACAAGAAAUACAAGCACAUCAACGGCCUCAAGUACCACCAGGCCCGCGCCCACAACGACGAUGACAUGAAGUUGGACAUGGAUGGGGACAGUGAGUACGGAGAGGACUCCACUCUCCACCCCGAUCCGGGCAGCUGCAACGGUGCCUCCAUCUCUCAGAAGGGCUGCUUGUCCCCGGCCCGCUCAGUCACACCCAAGGGCAGGGGCUUCGAGGCCCAGACUCCAUCGCCCUCCUCUGGGAAGUUUGGCUCCAAGCAGAGUAAAAAGAAGCCUUGCGAGGCCGACCCGGAGGCAGUUGGCAUGGCCAUAGACGGCUGCGAAGACGGGCCCUGCCUAACAGAUGAGGCCAGCAAUGACGGCAUGGACGACAAGAAAGACAGGGCCAAGAAGACGGGUAGCGGCUCCAAGGUGGACAAGCUGGCCCAGAAGGGCAUGAAGUCAGCGCGGCCCAUCGCCAUUGCCAUACCACCUCAGCAGCUGUACUCCCUACAGACGGCCGGCGGCUUCCUUGCAGCCAGCCCCGGCUCCACCCCUGCCUUGGGCUCAGUGGUUCAGUCCAUUCCCAAGAGCCCGCAGCUGAAAGCCAUCCAGCCCAAGCCCUCGGCCCCGGGAGACCCCUCGUCUGUGAACCCAGCUCUGAGCGGCUCGAAGGACAAGAAGAAGAAAGACAAGAAGAAGAAAGAGGCGGGAAAGGAGGGAGACAGCCCCAAAGGGCUAGGGAAAGGGGGGAAGCCGGAAGAAGGCAAGAGCCCAUACUCUGAAUCCUCGGACCCGGGGAGCAAAGGUGAUGGACUCCUGAAUGGCUCAUCGGACCCCCACCAGAGCCGGCUGGCCAGCAUCAAGGCAGAGGCGGACAAGAUCUACAGCUUCACCGACAACGCCCCCAGUCCAUCCAUCGGUGUGGCCAGCAGGAUAGAGGCUGGAGGCAUGGCCCAACCCCUCACCCCGCUCCACGUGGUCACGCAGAACGGAGCCGACAAUUCCUCAGUGAAGACCAACAGCCCGGCCUACUCGGACAUCUCAGAUGCGGGCGAGGACGGCGAAGGUCGGGUGGAGGGCGCCAAGGGCAUCAAGUCCGAGGAGCAGGCUAUCCGAGAGGGGGCCAAGAAGGCCCUGUUCCCCGCCCAAACGCCCAGCAAGGAGUCCCCCUACUACCCCGGCUACGAGACCUACUACUCCCCGAACUACGCCAACCCCAACCCCAGCCCGGGGGUGUCGGUCACGGGGGCCACACUGCAGGAGGGGGCCCAGGUCAAGGUAAAGAAAGAGGAGCAGGAGGAGCCAGGCGAUGAGGACCGUAAGGUCAAGCAGGAGCUGCAGGAGGACCGUAAGCCUGAGAUGGGUGCCUCUGGACCGGGGCAACAGCAGCAGGCCUCAGUCAUCCAGCAGCGCUCCAACAUGUAUAUGCAGCCUCUCUACUACAACCAGUAUGCCUACGUUCCCCCGUACGCCUACCACCCGGACCAGGCCUACCACAACCACCUGAUGAACACUAACCCAGCCUACCGGCAGCAGUACGACGAGAGGCAGCGGCAGGCAGCAGCCGAGCAGCACCGCACCGCCGAGAAGAAAUCGGACGCUGCUGGAAAGGACAGGGAUCGAGAGGGCUCCUCGGGGAAGGAGCAAAGUGAGGAAUGGAAGCAGAAGGCUUCGGUGCCCCCCACCCUCUCCAAGGCCCCCAGUCUCACAGAUUUGGGCAAAGGAGGGCCACCCCAGGGCAAGCUGUCCAAAGAUCACUCGUCUUCCUUGGAGCAGGCCAAGUCAUCGGUCAUCAUGCCCAAGGGUGAGGAUGCCAAGGCGCCGGCCCAGCAGGCCGAGGGGCUGAAGAUGAAGCUGAGCGAGGGAGGGCACCAUGGGAAGAGGGAGGAGCUCAAGGCGGGCAUAGAGUCGGGCAGGCCCUCGGCCAUGGAGCAGGGCAUGUGGUACAGACAGGAGCCUGACUCGCGGCUGUGGCCUUACGUUUACCCCAGCAAGUACCCUGAGGCCCAGAAACCACAGGACGAGGAGCGGUGGAAAGAGGAACGCGACAGGGAACGGGAAAGAGACCGAGAUCGAGCAGACCGAGAAAGGGACAGGGACCGAGACAACCGAGACAGGGAACGGGACCGAGACAGAGACCGAAAGGGCAAGGAGGGCAGGGAUGAGAGGGCUCGGUCCAAAGACGCCACCCCCAAGGAGGAGAUCAAAGAGGUGGCUGAGCCCCGGUCGUCGUUGGCGGCCUCUGAGGAGCACCGGGGGAUGGUGAAGGACCCGAGGGCCACUGCUGCCCACAUGCAGUUCUCCUCUCCUCUGGCCCAGCACCAGGGCUACAUUCCCUACAUGCACGGAGCCUACGGCUACGGCCAGGGCUAUGACCCCAGCCACCCGGGCUACCGCGGGAUGCCCUCGGUCAUGAUGCAGAACUAUCCUGGUUCCUACUUCUCCUUCUCUCCCUAUGGCAGUAAAAUGGGGCCAGGCGAAGAGGGCGGCGAGAAGGCGUCGCGCGCCAGCCCCACGGUCAGCGGCAAGUCCGCCUCGGAGGCCAAGGCCCUGGACAUCCUUCACCAGCACGCCAGCCAGUACAAGAGCAAGUCGCCGACAGUCGGCGACAAGACCCCCUUGCACGAACGGGAACGGGAGCGCGCCGCUUCCGAACGAGACCGAGACAUGGACCGGCCGCGCUCCUCGCCCUCGCAGCGCAUCCUGCCUUCCCAUCACCACCUGGGCUACCCGCUUCUCUCGGGGCAGUACGACCUGUCCUAUGCCACAGGUCUCUCCUCAUCAGCCAUUGUUGCCAGUCAGCAAGCCUCCGCCCCCUCCAUGUACCCCCCUGCACGGAGGUGAGAAUGGGAGACCUGAUUGGCUGACCUCAACCUUGCCUGGAGCCAUGUGACUGGAUCACAUGAGGAAGCGUGCUGCGGCGCUCGUUUUUAGACAUCAGUUCAAUGGUGUUUGUUGUACUUUUAGUUGAUUUUGCCUGGUUGUUCCGGCUGAUCUGGUUCCUCCGCCCUCAGCUUCAUUGGUGGCCACCCCACAGCAAGGCUUCCUGUGGCUUGGUUGAGGGCUCACCGAGCCCACCUCCUCUGGUACCGCGCGGUCAACCAACCACCCACCCAGCCAGUCCAUUGACUCCUUUGCACUGCUGAGACAUUCACAGGAAGGACUAAAAGGCCUGAAAAAAGGCCUGAUGAGACUGGCAUGUUCUGAUGGGGUGAGGCCCAUCGACAGCCAUUUUGGAACUAGAGAGUGCAAAAGGGAGAGGAGGUUGAUCAGAAACAAACUGGAUUAAGUUUGAAAUCACUACAUGGGAAUAUGGACUUAAUGGAUUGUUCACGGAUCCUGGGCCUUAGCGUAAUAGAGUUGCAGCUUAACUUGAGGGAGUGUGUUGUUUCGUCCAUCCACCAACCUACCCACUGACCCUGAGGACAUCUUGAGACAUUCAUUGCAAUGGACCCAUUUUUUUUUUCUUUUUCGGUUGUGUUUUUUUGGGAGGGGGGGUGGUUGUUGUUUGGGCCAGAGGAGGGACCUACUGGUGUCCUCAUCCCUCUCCACCACUCUGGGCUUUCUAUGCAAGCCGAAGCUGCUCAUCUCCAUACACUGACAGAAACAGCCCUCCUCUCUGUCUGUUCAGUUUCAGGGGGAGGAACUUUCAAGUUCACAAUGUGGGGUUUUUGUUGUGAAAAGUUAUCAUCCACCUACUUGAGUUUGUUCAGAGAGUAAACAAUAUCCGUGUUAGUUUUUUGUUGUUGUAUGAGGCUCUUGUGAGUUGUUCAUUCCACGUCUUGGCUUGACUACCCUGUUUCCAUCUCACUCUGACCCAGUAAGGAAACUCCCUUGGCUGUUUGCUGCUGCUUCGAACACUACUGGCCUCCCAGUGGCGUCGGCGGCGGCAGCUGUGUCGUGGUUUUCCUUUUCCAAAGGGUCAUCCAGUUUACAAAGCAGCACCAAUGCAUCCGCUACGGCUACAGCUCCCAGCUGCUCAGCGAGGGCCCCGCCUUAGAGGGAGAGGACACAUCUGUGCCAGGAGGUAUUUUGGCUCCGAGAGAGAAGAGGAACGGAGGGGGGAGGAGUGUAGUAUAGAUGCACCAUUCAGGGGCUCUCCAAGCUCUGUGACCCGGAAAGGGAAGGAGAAAGAUGCACUGAUCGGAAAGGCCGUCUGGAUUCUUCAGAUGCGGCCUCUGGUUCUAUAGAACCAUCUAUCCAAGCCAUCCAUCCUCACUGGACACUGCAGAGGCUGGAAGAGGAGAGAGGGCCCAUAGAGCCAUCCAUCCAGCUCCUACAGUACAUAUGGCAUUUGUUUUGGCUGUUGUGGGCCCCAAGUGUCAGUUUGUGGACAUGGAAGCUGUCUGGAACCCACAGGACUUUGUAUGUGAACAGUUGGCAACUGUCUGCAAGCCACAAUCUGGCUACUGCUGCUAGUCUCUCACCAAACUGCAUCAUGGGAUGGCCGCAGUCCUCCCUCAUCAGUGGACAUCUAAGAACACAGAGGGAGGCUCUCACCGGGCACUCUCCAGAGCUGUCGAUGGAUGCUCAGUAGAUAUGGCAGCUGCUGCACUCGCUAUCCCUCUGAUCUAGUGUGUAGUGCUGGAGAGACAGGCAGCUCACUCCUGUAUAUUUAUUAGAGGACUCUUAGUCACGGAGUGCUGUGUUACUGGGAGUUGGCACAUGCCCCUGUACUAUAUUUGGUGAAUGAAAGCAAUUGUGAAAUGGAAUCUCUCCUGCAGGCCCACAUCCCCUCCCAUCAUAUCUCUCUCCCCUUUCCAACGAUCUCUGUCGUGUGUGUGUGUGUGUGUGUGUGUGUGUGUGUGUGUGUGUGUGUGUGUGUGUGUGUGUGUGUGUGUGUGUGUGUGUGUGCCUGCAUGGUGUAAGACGGAACUGUAACGCGUUAGCCCAACACAUAGUCCUUCACAGCGGAGCAAGCCGUGUGCACGUUUGCUUUGGGACACUUCCUAUCAGCUCUCUCUCUUUUUCCCACACGCACUCACUAUUGUGGUUUUCUGUAUAUAGUGUACAGAGGAAUUAUUUUAAAAAGGUUUGUUCGAUGCUAUUGAAAAAAUGUCCUACUUUAAAUUUUUUGGGGUCUGUUAGCCUUCUCUUUUUUCCCUAACAUUCUUGAUAUAAUAUGACAAACUGUAGCUGGCGUAACAGCUUUAGAAUUGAAGUGUUGUGAUAAUUUUUACCCCUCCCUCCCUGGACCCCACCCUUUCAGAAGCUUGUUGUCCCGCCUCGAAGCCCAUGACGCCAUUUUACUCCCUUCUUCGCGCACGUUCCCAAGCCGCCUCAAGGAAAACAAUGUCACAUUUCCACAUGUCAUUGUAACCGUCACUCCUUUGUUGUCGUUGUUUUUCGGUUCCACGAGAUGCUGCUCGUGAAUGCAGUUUGUUGGCUGGGAGUUGGUACAUGAUGACUUUCUGCCGUGAUAGACAAAGUAGAGGACGGGAGCGAGACGGGCUGAGAGCAGAGCAGCUGUCUAGAGGGUUGAUAGAGAGGUAAAACACAGCAGAUUCUCCCAGCCGGUCCACUCCUCUCCCGUUUAAUGGUGCCCAUCGAUCCCACCACCGCCGCACAGCACCCGCCCCGCCCGCUAAAAACAGUCAAUCUGAUUCGCUCUGAUGCUUUUAUUACCCUUCAUGGAUCCGGCUUGCUCGGGAGCGCAGCACGGAAAGUCUGAAAUAAUAAAUUAGAUUUGUGGUUUUUGUAUUGUUGUGUGAUUUAGGGCCGGGUCAAAAUUUACGUUGGGGUGGGGUCGGAUAUAGAGGAGGGUUGUGUGUUUUUUUUACUGGGCACAGGGGAGGGUAGUUUACAUUCACCAUUUAGCAGCUUUUACUAUAUAAUUUCUUCCAUCCUAGCCAAAUGUCCUCAUCUGCUUGCAUGUCAAGGUGUUUCGGUACUUCUUUUAUGCACUACGUUUUUCCAUGUGCUAACUUCUUACUGUACCACAGGUCAGUAUAGUCUAACAGUAUAUCCUUCCCUCUAUUCACCAUUCAUAGUGACAAUAAUGGUAGGUGGAUCGUUUGUCCAGAUCUGGUUAACUAGCAAUCAUACCACGCAUAAAAUUAUUCAAAGCUGCACCAAUUCUCUAUAUAAAUCCACAAGAACAUAAAGGAAUAGCUGAUAGGCAGCAGAGAGGCCAGGUGUCUCAUUGCACAUGAAAUAACAGUCAAGACAUGAAGCUCCCCUAUAGAUCUUGUUUAGGGACAAUAAAAAUGAUCCUACCCUAGACUAGCCUACAACGCCACAAUGCAUUGAAUAAUUGCAUUAAUGUUUUCAAGCGACUACAACAUUCUAGUCUAGGCUGUAAACUGUAGUGAAAAUGGCAUUUCGAUAACGCCGCAAAAGCCCUGUUUAUAUGAAUGUUUUCAUUCCAUUUGGACCAGUUGUGGGUCUAGAAAAUCACAGUAGCAGGCCAGUCCAGCUGUACUUUCUCCUUCUGGUACCGAAUGCGCUGUCUGUUGCGGAUCAUCAUUCUCCCAAGUGGUCCUAUAAUAAUGUAGCCACAUGGGCCUAUGCUCCCAGCAGGCCCAGUGAUUCAGGAAAGAUUCACCUGCGUUCUGCCUCCUCUCUGAUCCGAACGGCUAUUCCUCGCGCAACUAGAACCAUAGCGCUUCAAUAUAGCCUAAAUGUUUGUCAUUUAACUUUUUAAAUGUAUUACCUUUUAUGUGUGGCAUAAACACAACCAGUCACAAUGUUUCAAUCUGAUUAGGCUACUUCAAAAGUCUCCCUAGGAUACCUGCACACAUUCAUCCACUCCACUCUAAUAUAAUUCCGGCAUCCGAACUGCGCACUGGCUAUUUUUAUUUCAUUUAACCUUUUAUUUAACUAGGCAAGUCAGUUAAGAACAAAUUCUUAUUUACAAUGCCGGCCUACCCUGACCCGGACGAUGCUG